AUGUCCUCUGCUGACGUCUCCUGGACACUGCUGGAAGGGGGCCACUGCUCCUCAGUGCUUGACUUUAGCAAAGGCGGCACAGUGCAGUGCGGGAGCGCGGGCGGUACCCAGCACCUGCGCGGCCGCACCCAGCGCAGCGCCACCGCCUGCGCCCGCGGCCUGCGCGCUGAGCCGGCCGGCUCGGCACAUCCCAGAAACCCGGCUGCGGAAAUAAACGGCCGGUGGCCCGCGGGAGGUCGCCUGGAGAGGCAGAAGGGAGCUCGCCCCGGCCGCAGGACCCCCCACCCCCGGCUUGCGCGACCAGUGGGCCCCGCCACCCCCGCCACCCAGGGCCCCGCCAGGCCUCUGCGCAGGGCGCCCGCAGCCCCGGCGCACCGUGCCAGGCGCCGGCGGAGCGCAGAGGCCCCGGCCCCGGCGAGCCGCGUCCCCCGCCCGGGUCAGGAUGCACGGCACGCAGUCCCCAAACACGGCCGGCGGCUGCUCACCGAGGCUCCCCGCGAGCGGGCUCCGGGCGGCACGGGCUCCGAGGCGGCGGCGGCGGCGUCCGACGGCCCCGCUCAGCCAUUGCAGUGGCGCUGCGGCGGGCGGGGGGCGCGCGUCACCGCGGGCAGGCGCCCCGAAACCCGGCCCUCCCGGCACUGCCGCUCACGGGCCGCUCCGCCGGGCGCGCAGGCUCGGCGACACCCGCCCUGA
Marmota monax (woodchuck) is the source of this 693-nucleotide messenger RNA. RefSeq lists its product as uncharacterized. The transcript is spliced from 2 exons. The record is from RefSeq and is a predicted model, not a curated record. The coding region runs from base 1 to 693 and encodes 230 amino acids. Lineage: Eukaryota; Metazoa; Chordata; Mammalia; Rodentia; Sciuridae.